This is a messenger RNA of Nomia melanderi (Alkali bee), 6219 nucleotides long. The record is from RefSeq and is a predicted model, not a curated record. Lineage: Eukaryota; Metazoa; Arthropoda; Insecta; Hymenoptera; Halictidae.
CAUUCGCACAUAUGUAUAUAAUUACGCAAACAUUGCUAAUGACGUGUAAACUGUGACUUAUUUAAUUUAACAUUAACACAAUUUUAGGAAAAUCUAUAUUUAAAAUAUAACAUUGCGUCUAUUGUAAAAGGUUCGUUUCUAAACAUCACAUGGUAUUGCAUGGUUUACUUGAAAGAUUCGGUGUAAUGUCAUUCUGCCAAAUAACCUUUUCAAAAACAAAUGUUGUCAGCCGAACAAAAUGAUAGUGUGAAAUAUUUUAAUGAAAAAUUAUUCUGAUACGUAUUUUCAAGAGAUUCUCAAUCUACGAACAUUUUAAUUAGUCAGAAAAAAUUUGAAUAAUCGUGAAAUUACAGAAAUACCUAAAGCAUUCAAAUUUAUAAUAAUUGUUUAUUGAUCAUGUUACAUUGCAUUAUACUAUGAAGAGUAUAUUUUUUUUAAUCAUUUUGCAAGUAUCUUACGUAUUGCCAUUGAAGGAAAAGUUGUUACAUUACAUAUCCGACGAAGUUGUUGCAGGUUCUUAUAAAUAUUACAGUUUAACGUACGAUGGAUUUAUCAAAAUAAUAUUAACAUCCGAAACUGGCGAUGCGGAUAUAUAUGCUUCCCAAUUUACAACCAAACCAACAUACAAGCCUGAUCAAUAUUGUCUUCAAUCUGCUACAUGUGGCGAGGACAUAAUUCUUAUUCCUGACAGUUUUAAAAGACCAGUUAGCAUAGGAGUUUACGGACAUCCAUCUCAUGAAGUUAGCGAAUAUAUUCUGUUAGUAUAUGAAUCAACAAAUACAGAAAAUAUCUUUUAUGAUAGGAGGUCGGAUGAUGUUCAUGAGGACUAUAAUGAUAAGGACCAAACCACAUCGAUUUCAACAUUCAUUACGUGGUAUCUUUUAGAUAUACUGCUUCAAAUUUUGUUUUGAUAUAUAAAAUAGCAUAGUAGCCAAUUUAAUAAAUAAUCAUGCUGGAAUACGAGACUCAAAUGUUUUUGGAAAUACUCCAUGAAGAUGGCCUCGUUGUUGCUGCAAAGGGACUGGGUAUAGAAAUUGUGUUUGCGAAUUUGCUAAGAGCACAUAUCGAUCCAGGAAACUUGAUCAUAGUUCUAGGGACUACACACCACGAUGAACAGUAUUUUAUUGACUUAUUAAGAAAAUUAGGAGUGAAACAAUUACCCCGCAGUGUAACUUCGGAAUGUCCUUCCGACGAAAGGGAAUUGAUGUACCUAGAAGGCGGGGCCUUGUUUCUGUCAGGCCCGAUCCUUGUGGUAGAUUUGUUAAAAAAUAGAAUUCCGUUAAAUUUAGUUACUGGAAUUCUUGUAUAUAGAGCACAUAAUAUUCUAACUUCAUAUCAAGAGGCAUUUGCUCUACGUUUGUAUCGUCAACAUAAUAAAACAGGUUUCAUCAAAGCGUUUACUUCCUCUGCAUUAGCAUUCACUGUUGGAUUUAUGCGGAUAGAAAGAGUAAUGAAAGCUUUAUUUGUAAAAAAAUUAUUUCUGUGGCCUCGUUUUCAUUCACUUGUAAAUAAUAGUUUAGGAAAGCACAAGCCCGAGGUGAUUGAGUUACAUGCGAAAAUCACACCGAAAAUGUUGAAUAUACAAACUUGUUUAUUCGAUGUGAUGAAUUAUGUCAUAAAAGAAUUGAAAAGGCUUAAUAAAUAUGUGGAUUUAGAAGAAUUGAACACUGAAAAUGCGAUUGCUAGAAAGUUUCACAAGCAGUUACAGUCACAGUUAGAUCCUAUGUGGCAUCAGCUUAGUUCAACUACAAAACAAUUACUAUCCGAUUUAAAAACAUUAAGAGCUCUCCUCGCUUGUUUGACAUACGAGGAUUGUGUGUCGUUUUAUUCGAUGUUGAAUCGUUUGCGCACAAUGGAAUACGCUGUAAAAAACAGUGGUUGGUUAAUGUUAGAUUCUGUGGAUACACUAUUCAAAAAUGCAAAGGACAGGGUUUACAAUGAAAAAACUGGCGAAUUAAAACCGGAGCCGAAUCCUAAAUGGAUCGCUUUGACAGAAAUAUUAAUGGAAAUUCAACAUCAAAAUAAAGAGAGAAAAGAUAAAGAAGAUGUUGAAAAAAUUCUUAUUAUAACACACAAUCGUAAUAUAUGUUACCAGUUAAGAAAUUACUUAACCAUGGGCGCCAACGAGUAUUUACUUUAUGAGGCUUUGAAGAAACUUUCUCAUAAAGAGAUACAGCAAACAAGUGAAAAAAGUGCUGAAAAAGAAUCCUCUUCGGAAGAGAAAAGUAACGAUAAUACAGACGAGGAUGAACAAGACAUGUACAUGUUAACGUUAUCUCAAAAUGUUUCUCAAGAAAGUGAACCUACUUCAACGGAAGAGAAAGAUAAACACCAAACUUUAUUUGAGGAAUGCUCACAAAUGGGAGAAUUAGAUUUAACGAAUAUAACAACGGAUACACCUAUCAUUUUAAUACAAUCUUUGAAGAAAGCCGGAGACCCGAUGUCUUUACAACGUACUUUGGCAGAACAUAUGCCAAGAAAUAUUAUUAUGUACGUGGCUGAUAUUUCCGCUGUGCGGCAAAUCGAAGUUUAUCAAAAUAGUAACCCGUCGAUAGAUUUGAAAGUAUACUUUUUAAUCUAUGGAGGUUCUGCGGAAGAACAAGAAUAUCUUACGUCGCUUAGGCAAGAGAAAGAAGCAUUUCACACAUUGAUCAAUGCAAAAACUACGAUGGUUUUCCCUGACGAGCAAGAUUACUUGAAUCUUGCGGUGCAGACAAAUUCGGAAACUGAAGAGAAUACGCGUAAAGGUGGAUUACCUUCGACUGAAGUUGUUAACACCGUAAUAGUCGAUAUGCGGGAAUUCAGAAGUGAACUUCCUGCUAUACUUCAUACGAGAGGCAUCAAAAUAGAACCUGUAACAUUACAGGUUGGCGAUUACAUUCUGUCCCCAGAAAUGUGCGUAGAAAGGAAAAGUAUUUCUGAUUUAAUUGGCUCAUUAAAUAGCGGAAGAUUAUACAACCAGGCUGUUUCCAUGACGAGACAUUACACCAAACCAAUGCUUUUAAUAGAAUUUGAUCCAAACAAACCAUUUUGUUUUCAGGGACAUUAUUAUGCUAGUAAAGAUGUACAAAACAUGUUUAUAACUUCUAAACUACAACUGCUGACUUUACAUUUUCCACGAUUAAAGCUUGUAUGGUCGCCUGGUCCUCACGCAACAGCGCAAUUAUUUGAAGAAUUGAAGCUAGGAAAAUGCCAACCAGAUGCAAUUAAAGCUGCCCAGAUUGGAAUCGAGGAUAGUAAGCAUAUGGAACUAGAAAAAUUUAACGCCCGUAUUCAAGAUUUUAUCGCUAGAUUACCAGGAGUAACUACCAAAAAUUUAUAUUCAAUUUUGAACAAUGGACAAUCGUUAGAUCAUCUUAACAAACUUACAAAAGAAGAACUUACGGAGAUGAUAGGGAACAAGAAUGAAGCGCGAAUGUUGUACAGUGCUCUUCACGAGAAAAGUUCUCCUCCCGAAGAAAAAUCGAAGGGUUCCGGUAAAAAGACAACGUCUAGCAGAGGGCGUGGAAAAAGACUGUUUUCUAAGAUCAAGCAAUGAUACGAUACAUUUCCCUUAAAGGUAUUAGUUAUUCAAGUUAUACUUUACACUUAUUUAUAAUUUGUAGGCAGUGUGCACUAUUUAGAAAGUUAUGUGAUAUCAAAAAUAUUUUGCGUGUACAAGUCUUCAUAAAAAAUAAAUAAUGUUUUCUAUGAAUUACAAUUGUUGGUACAAAGUUAAAAUGGGAUAGUGAAACUAUAAAGCGUAACACAUUUAUACAUUAAUGUAAAAUACAGUGUUAUUCUCAGUUUUUCCUUUGUGUUUCAUUGCUCUUGCACGGCGGAAGAUCUCAUUAGAUACAGUAUGCUCUCGUUUAAGAUAACUUGCAAUAAUGAUAUACAAUUUUCCGAAAUCAGUAAGCCGGUUUCGAUUUGCUUUGUCUGAAUUAUGCUGCAAAUGCAAAAUAACAAAUGUACUUGCGUGCAAAGAUAUACGCUUUUCAGUUUCGGGUUAUUCAGAAAAUUAGUUAACGUACUUAGCAAUAUCCAAGUUAUUACAUUUCUGGGCAAUUUCGAUUUUUCCGACAGCUUUUAAUGAUAUUUCAUGUGCAAUUUCUAAUAUUUUGUGUAUAAUUUCACGAGUGCUGGUCGAUAUGUGUUUCAAACAAAACUAAAAAGUAAUGUAUUUAAUAGAUAUUGUUAUCUCUCAUUUCUGUCACAAAUCUACACAUUAUUUUUACGUCAACCCACUUUGUUGUCUUUAUAGCAAAAUAUAUAAGCCAGAAUUAUUUUAGAAAUUUCCGAAAUGAACAUUGAUUUUUCUUCUGUGCCCAUUUCACUUGGAUGAAAUUGCAGUAACAACCGACGAAGCAUAGCUUCAGUUGUACUUUCAUAGCUACGUUUUGGAAUUAAAUGAAUUUCUUCAUAGAUAUGCAUAUCCAUAUCUACAAGAAACAUGCAAUGAAAUUAUACACCAUUAUUGAUAAAUCUAAAUAAUUUAGCAUCCUCACGUACGUGUCAUAUAAUCAGAUGAAAGACAAUAAAAACCAUUUAAAUAUCGUUCUGCCAUCAAAACCGAAGCUGUAUCUCGAAGAUCUAUUUUAUCUACUAUAUUAUCAAGCCACGAUAUAAUGGAAUAAAAAUCGAAGCCACCAUCAAUAUAUUUCACGUCUUCUCCUUCCACGUAUAACGAUGGCUCGUGUUUCUGAAACAGAUAGCAUAGUAUUUAUGAAGUAACGAAUAAGGUGAAAUACACAUUCGGUUAUAACAUAAUUCAUAAAAUAAAAGCAAUAGUUUAAAUCAAUAAUAAUUAUUUCUACUGACAAGAAAAAUUUUUGAUUCUAUCUCCAUCUUAGGUUCAUCUCCGAAAAGAUAUUCGCCACAGUCUGAAAUUAUUAUUUCUUUCGAAGGACGUUCAUAGUAUGUUGAUAUAUUUUCUAAUGUUUCCAACGUUUUAGCUCCAUCCACGAGUUGUCUUUACAAAACAAGUAAAUUAUAACGAUUCAAUCUUACCAUUAAUUAAUACCUGAAAAAUCUAUUUUUAAUGAAUAGUAGUUUUCUCUUUACUUACCCGAAAGCAACGUAGUAAUAAUUCAUCCAUGGAUUAGGCUUUAAGCAUACAAAGAAUUGAGAUCCAUUGCAAUGUUUUCCAUCAUUUAUCAGUGAAAGGACUCCGCGACGGUUAUGAGGAAUGCAAUAAGAUUCGCCAGGUAUUGUAAUAGUGUCGUAUAUAGGGCUUUUAUUGAUUUUAAAUAACAUAACGGUUUCUAUGAAUACAAAUUUAUAGAGAAAUAAAAAGCAGCUACGGUACUUUUAAUACUCACGUCGUAUUUUCACAUUUCAGUUUGCUUCCACAUUGAAUCCACCCAUUUUUUACUAUGCGAUGUACACACAUGUUUAUGUAAUAAGACUGUUUAUAACACUUUGUUACAGCAUCGUAUCCAGUACAAAGAUUUAAAAAAUAUUGGCAAGUCAAUGGUAACAAAUCAGAGUACAACUAAAGCGUGAUAAAAAGUAAUUUUUCAGAUAACAUUUUUAAUUAAUUAAUUAAUAAAACAAAUAUGAAUUCUUACCAUAAACAUAAAAGAACCGAUUGUACAACCGUUUACAGUAAAUGUAAAAUACACGUAUUUUCUCUACAAAGUGUAUCAAGUAUUGUAUUACUGUACAGCUUACAGAUUAUUAAUCUAUGUAUCAUUAACCAUUUGCUUACCUUCGAUUUCUCCAUAAAUAAUUUACACUGUUCCAUGGCAAGGUUUUCAUAAUAUUCCAUGCCAACAGGUAAACUAAAAAUAUAGGAUUCACUUAUAUACCGUAAAAGUUCGUCAUCGCUACCGAGGAAUUUAUCAUCUAUAAAGACUGCAACGGUUCGCUUCAGCGACCACAUUUUACCACCAACUUUCUAAAAGUUAUUAAUAUACUCAUACCAAUCGACUUGAAACAUUUCUAUAAUUUGCGGAGUUGCAAAUUUAAAUGUUAAAUGCUGAUACAACUUUUCGGCGCAUAUUCGAGCUUUCUGGAAAGCAAUACUGUUUAUAAUACCUACUACUUUCAAUCUAAUAGUAUCGUUUCGAAAAAAAUUCGAGUAACAGUAUGCUUUAGCUUUAUUUUCCAUCGUUCCGAUUUCAUUCAUUGCAAUUAUUUCCUUUUAGAAUGUUAUUUAAAGAAUAACUUAUUCCAAGAAACAGUGUGACUAUAUAUGUCAUUGUUUGUACAUAUGGAAUAAAAUGAUAAAAAGAUAAA